GUGAUCGAGGAGAAGAGAUGGAGGGAAGUGAUUGCGGCAUUCAAGUUUCCACCCACCACCACCAGCGCUUCCUUCGUGCUGAGGAGGUACUACCUGAGCUUGCUCCACCACUACGAGCAGGUCUACUACUUCCGGAUCCAGGGGCCUCUGGUUCCCCCGGCAGCUUCUUCCCAAACCAGGGCAACUCCCAGCAAGCUUGACCACAGCGUCGUCGUCUCCGACUCCACCAUGCAGACCCCCAAAGCUCGGAAAAGAGCGCUUCCUGAGCCACAGAGCAAAGGGCCUUACAAUUUCACGGUUACGGGGUCGAUCGAUGGGAAGUUCGAGUAUGGAUAUAUGGUGACGGUGAAGAUAGGCGCCGAGACACUGCGAGGUGUGCUUUAUCGUGUCCAGCAAGAACAGCCUUCGGCAGCGUCUUCGUCCUCUUUGGCAGCAGCAGCAGCAGCAGCCGCCGACACUUCUCACGCCGCUGACGUCGCCGCCGUAACAAGAACAAGGCGUAGGCGGAGGAGGGGGUGGAGGCGCCGCGACCCCGCCCACCCGAAACCAAACCGGAGCGCCUACAACUUCUUCUUCGCCGAGACGCACUCCAAGCUGAAAUCUCUCCACCCUCACAGGGAAAGAGAGUUCAGCAAGAUGAUCGGGGAGUCCUGGAGCAAGCUCAGUGAAGAGGAAAGAUUGGUGCGUUGGCCUUCUUCUCUGAUGGCUUCAUAUAUACUGCCAUGUACCAUCAUCAUCAUCAUCAUCGAGUGCCUCGCAUGUUGUGUUCCUACUCUUUCCCAGGUAUAUCAAGAUUAUGGAUUGAAGGACAAGGAGAGAUACAAGAUGGAGAUGCAGGAAUACAAGGAGAGAUUGAAGCUUGCGCAGCCAAAGGAAGUGACGGUGGCAAGGGCUGAGCCAUCAUCAGAAGUUGUAACUGAAGAAGUGAAGGAAUCAGCUGAUGGGCAUUAA
Musa acuminata AAA Group (dessert banana) is the source of this 951-nucleotide messenger RNA. RefSeq names its product high mobility group B protein 9-like. Lineage: Eukaryota; Viridiplantae; Streptophyta; Magnoliopsida; Zingiberales; Musaceae. The annotation marks the transcript as partial. The transcript is spliced from 3 exons. The record is from RefSeq and is a predicted model, not a curated record. Gene Ontology annotation, molecular function: DNA binding.